Diospyros lotus (date-plum) is the source of this 2917-nucleotide messenger RNA. Its product is annotated as mediator of RNA polymerase II transcription subunit 25. The transcript is spliced from 15 exons. Gene Ontology annotation, biological process: positive regulation of transcription by RNA polymerase II. Gene Ontology annotation, cellular component: transcription regulator complex; mediator complex. The coding region runs from base 290 to 2692 and encodes 800 amino acids. The record is from RefSeq and is a predicted model, not a curated record. NCBI's taxonomy places the organism in Eukaryota, Viridiplantae, Streptophyta, Magnoliopsida, Ericales, Ebenaceae.
GUCAGAUUCAUCUCCCCUUACACUGUACAGCAAAUCCCUUUGUUCUAUAAAAAUUAUGUAAGAAACACUGAGACGCAACCCAUAAAAGGCGGGGCAGUAGCCUCCGUGUCGAUUCAUGCCAGUGUCUCGUCAACGAGCACCUCUUUCAGAAUUUCAGUUGUUUCGUCCACCGCCUGUUCCCACAGGAGAUAGCUAGUUUCAACACUUCGAAAUUCGAAUGCCUUAGGGCUGCCUUUUUUACAGAAAGGCAUCUUGAGUCUCGUUAUUGAGGAGUCAAUUUCGCUAGCAAAUGACGGAGAAGAAGCUGAUCUUCGCCAUUGAAGGCACGGCCGCCAUGGGUCCCUUCUGGCCAACAAUUAUGUCCGACUACAUCGAGAAGAUCAUCAGGGCUUUUUGUGGUAAUGAAUUGGCAGGGCAGAAGCCAUCUACUUCUAAUGUGGAUCUCGCUCUAGUGGCAUUUAAAGCACAUGGGUCAUAUAGUGCUUGCCUAGUACAGAGGAGUGGCUGGACCAGAGAUGUUGAUAAUUUCUUGCAGUGGUUAUCUUCUUUGCCAUUUUCUGGUGGAGGUUUCAAUGAUGCUGCUAUUGCAGAAGGACUUGGUGAAGCUUUAAUGAUGUUUUCUCCUUUAAGUGGAAGUCAAACACAACAAACUGUGGAUGUUCAAAGGCACUGCGUUCUGGUUGCUGCCAGUAAUCCUUAUCCCUUGCCCACACCCGUUUAUCGACCCCCACUGCAGAAAUUGGAACAGGGUGAAAACAUUGAGGCUCAAACAGAAACUCGUUUAUCAGAUGCUGAGACAGUUGCAAAAUCAUUUAGUCAGUGUUCUGUUUCUCUUUCAGUCAUUUGUCCCAAGCAACUUCCAAAACUCAAAGCAGUCUAUAAUGCGGCAAAACAGAAUCCUCGGGCAGCAGAUCCACCUGUUGAUAAUGUUAAAAAUCCUCUCGUUCUAAUCUCAGAGAAUUUCAUGGAGGCUCGUGCUGCUCUGAGUCGCCUGGGAAUGACCAAUUUAUCAUCCAGUCAGAGUCCAGUUAAGAUGGAUAUAACUUCAGCUCCUCAAGUUUCGGGGCCUCCAACUUCUGUUCCACCAGUGAAUGUUUCUAUUAUGAACCGGCAACCAAUAUCGUCUGCAAACAUUCCCCCUGCCACUGUGAAAGUUGAGCCAACCACUGUCAGUUCCAUAGUAUCUGCUCCUUUUCCUCACAUUCCAUCUGCUCCACGGGCUGCUUCUCAAGGAGUUCCAACCUUGCAAACAUCUUCACCCAUAUCUGCUUCUCAGGAUAUGAUCUCUAGUAAUGACAACAUGCAAGAUUUAAAGCCUACAGUCAGUAGUAUAGCCCAGUCCUUACGUACUGUGGGCCCUGCAGCUGCAAAUGUGAGUAUUCUGAAUAAUCUCUCUCAGGCACGAGUGAUGAACAAUGCAGCCUUAACAGGGGGAACUUCUAUUGGACUUCAAUCAAUGGGAGGAAACCCCACUGCCAUGCAUAUGUCAAACAUGAUAUCAAGUGGAAUGGCGUCUUCUAUUCCUGCUGCACAAACUGUAUUAUCAUCUGGGCAAUCAGCUAUCACAUCAGUUCCUGGGUCUGGGACACUCACAGGAACUGCACAGGUUGCACAAAACUCAGCUCCCGGUUCAUUCGCUUCUGCUACUUCUAAUCUAUCUGGAACUUCAAACCUUGGCAUGUCACCGCCAUUGGGUAAUCUUCAAGGAGGUGUUAGUAUGGGUCAAUCAGUACCAGGCAUGAGCCAAGGAAAUCUUCAAGGAGCUCCAUUGGUACAGAAUGGAAUUAGCAUGAAUCAGAACAUGAUGAAUGGUCUUGGUCCAUCUGGCAUGUCAACUGGAACUGGCACAAUGAUUCCUACUCCAGGAAUGACUCAACAAGUACAACCAGGAAUGCAGUCUCUUGCUGUGAAUAACAAUUCAGCUGAUAAUAUGCCAAUGUCCCAACAGACAUCGAGUGGGUUGCAAUCAGCACGGCCGAGUUAUGUAAAAGUUUGGGAGGGUAACUUAUCUGGGCAGAGACAAGGCCAGCCUGUGUUUAUCACAAGAUUGGAAGGUUACAGGAGUGCGAAAGCUUCUGAAACGCUUGCAGCAAAUUGGCCACCAACAAUGCAAAUAGUUAGACUCAUAUCUCAGGACCACAUGAACAACAAGCAAUAUGUUGGGAAGGCAGAUUUUCUAGUUUUCCGUGCACUGAACUCGCAUGGAUUUCUUGGACAGCUACAAGAAAAAAAGCUUUGUGCAGUAAUCCAAUUACCAUCACAGACAUUGCUGUUAUCCGUCUCUGACAAAGCCUGCCGCUUGAUUGGAAUGCUUUUCCCGGGGGAUAUGGUUGUGUUCAAGCCACAGAUACCCAGCCAGCAGCAACAGCAGCAGCAGCAUCAGCAACUGCAAGCCCAGCAGCAACAGCAGCAGCAGCAGCAUCAGCAACUGCAAGCCCAGCAGCAUCAGCAGCUACAACAGCAAGCACUUCCCCAGAUGCAGCAACAGCAAGGGAUCCCGCAAAUGCAGCAGCAGCAACAGAUUCCGCAGCAGCAGCAACAGCUGCCACAAAUGCAGCAGCAGCAGCAAAUGGUGGGGGCUGGAAUGGGGCAAGCUUAUGUUCAGGCUCCGAAUCGCUCACAGUUGGUAGGUCAGGGGCAAGUGUCUUCACAAGGCCCCCCCAACAUCCCUGGAGGAGGAUUUCUGUCUUAACAGCUUUCUGUAGAAAAACUCCAUCCGUGUGUAGGAUUUUUUUUUCUUUUUCGUUUUGCUGGAUAAAAAAGAAAGCCUGAGUGACUAGGGACACUUGGUACUGGCUUUUGAGUUAACCUGUCACUUUAGUUCAAUAUUGACAACUGUUGUUUAACUCAUAUUCUUGAGAAUGCUGAAAAAUUUGCAAAGUUCUUGAUUUCGAGAUUUUGAAAGUGGGUUUACUUA